This is a messenger RNA of Fundulus heteroclitus (mummichog), 10235 nucleotides long. It is a transcript of the gene scn8aa, whose product is annotated as sodium channel, voltage gated, type VIII, alpha subunit a. Bases 306 to 6206 code for a protein of 1966 amino acids. The transcript is spliced from 27 exons. Gene Ontology annotation, molecular function: voltage-gated sodium channel activity. Gene Ontology annotation, biological process: sodium ion transmembrane transport; neuronal action potential; membrane depolarization during action potential. The record is from RefSeq and is a predicted model, not a curated record. Gene Ontology annotation, cellular component: voltage-gated sodium channel complex; axon; plasma membrane. Lineage: Eukaryota; Metazoa; Chordata; Actinopteri; Cyprinodontiformes; Fundulidae.
GGAUAAUCAGUGGCACUGUGGGGUUUUGCAGGAGCUGCAGGCCUGAAUGACCUUUAGGAUUUCUACGCCGAGGCGCACUCCCCGACACUCCCUCACAUUCUGCUGAGAGUCAUCAAUUAUGCAGGGGAGCUGCUCGCACUGAGGGGGAAGAUAGCAGCAACAAUAUGGCGACAACCGCAGUUUCUCCUCAACCUUUCCCACAUCUGCAGUCCUGCACCGACUCCCCGGAUUCACUGUAACCGUCGCAAAAAGCUGCUACAGUGGAUGGCACAAACCUAAUGACCAAGUAGCUGCAGGAUGAAAACAUGGCUGCACCCCUUAUCGCACCGCCAGGACCUGAUAGCUUCAGGAAGUUCACGAGGGAAUCUUUGGUGGUCAUUGAGCAGCGCAUCAAAGAGGAGAAGAACAAGAAGCCACCCAAGCAGGACAGCAGCUACCGCGACGACGAUGACGAGAACAAACCCAGACCCAACAGCGACCUGGAGGCCGGGAAGAGCCUGCCCUACAUCUACGGGGACAUCCCUCGGGGACUGGUGGCGGUACCACUGGAGGAUUUGGAUCCAUACUACCUGAACUCUCAAAAAACAUUUAUAGUGCUAAAUAGAGGGAAGACAAUCUUCCGUUUUAGUGCAACACCUGCCUUGUACUUCAUAAGUCCUUUAAAUCUGGUUAGGCGAAUAGCUAUUAAAAUUUUGAUACAUUCUCUUUUCAGCAUGAUCAUUAUGUGUACUAUUUUGACCAACUGUAUAUUCAUGACCUUUAGUGAUCCUCCUGAGUGGUCAAAACAAGUAGAGUACACAUUCACAGGAAUUUAUACAUUUGAGUCUCUUGUAAAAAUCACUGCACGUGGAUUCUGUAUAGAUAAUUUUACAUUCCUAAGAGAUCCAUGGAACUGGCUGGACUUCAUGGUGAUUUCGAUGGCGUAUAUAACAGAGUUUGUAAACCUAGGCAAUGUCUCAGCUCUGCGCACGUUCAGGGUGUUGAGGGCAUUGAAAACUAUUUCUGUAAUUCCAGGCCUGAAGACUAUCGUUGGAGCCCUGAUCCAGUCUGUGAAGAAGCUUUCAGACGUGAUGAUCCUCACCGUCUUCUGCUUGAGCGUGUUCGCCCUGAUCGGCCUUCAGCUCUUCAUGGGGAACCUGCGCCAGAAGUGCGUGAUCUGGCCAAUCAACCUCAAUGAGACUUACCUAAACAACGGCAGCAAGGGCUUUGACUGGAACGAGUACAUCAACAACGAUACCAAUUUCUACUUCCUGCCUAAUCAGCUAGAUGCUCUGCUCUGUGGGAAUAGCUCCGACUCUGGCCGCUGCCCGGAGGGCUACAUGUGCAUGAAAGCUGGGAGGAAUCCAAACUACGGCUACACCAGCUUUGACAGCUUCGGCUGGGCCUUCCUGGCUCUCUUCCGACUCAUGACGCAGGACUUCUGGGAAAACCUUUACAUGCUGACCUUGAGGGCUGCAGGAAAGACCUACAUGAUCUUCUUCGUCUUGGUGAUCUUUGUGGGCUCCUUCUACUUGGUGAAUCUGAUUCUGGCUGUGGUAGCCAUGGCUUACGAGGAGCAGAACCAGGCCACCAUGGAAGAGGCUGCGCAGAAGGAGGAAGAGUUUAAGGCCAUGCUCGAGCAGCUCAAGAGACAGCAGGAGGAGCAGACCGCUCCCCCUGCAACCUCUGCUGGCACGGUGUCGGAGGACGCAGUGGAGGACGAUGGAGGAGGGCGCCUGUCCGUCAGCUCCUCUGAGAUGUCAAAGCUCAGCUCCAAGAGUGCCAAAGAGCGCCGCAACCGCAAAAAGAAGUGGCGGCAGAAGGAGCAGGAGAAGGAGAAAGGCGAUAGCGAGAAGUUUGUGAAGUCAGAGUCGGACGACGGCAGCAAGAGGAGCCGCUUCCGUUUCCCUGAUAACCGCUUGGGUCGAAAGUCUUCCAUUAUGAACCAGUCCCUCCUGAGCAUCCCCGGUUCGCCCUUCCUCUCCCGUCACAACAGCAAGAGCAGCAUCUUCAGCUUCAAGGGCCGCGGCAAGGACAUGGGCUCGGAGACCGAAUUUGCAGAUGAUGAGCACAGCACGGUGGAGGAGUGCGAGGAGCGCCGUGGCUCCCUCUUCAGCCCCUACCGGCGGAGCAGCUACACCGGCUUCCACGGGAAGAGGAACAGCACAGUGGAUUGCAACGGAGUGGUGUCGCUCAUCGGCCCCGGGCCCGGUGGACGCCUUCUGCCUGAGGUGAAAAUAGAUAAGGCAGCUUCUGACGACAGUCCCACUACUGAGGUUGAGGUGAAGAAGAAGCUGUCGGGCUCCCUGAUGGUGUCUGUGGACCAGCUCAAUACCUCCUUUGGGCGGAAAGAGCGGGCCAACAGUGUCAUGAGCGUCAUUACCAACACAUUAGCGGAGGAACUGGAGGAGUCUCAGCGCAAGUGUCCACCAUGCUGGUAUAAGUUUUCUAACACAUUCCUGAUCUGGGAAUGCUGCCCAUUGUGGAUUAAGAUCAAGGAGAUUGUAAACUUGAUAGUCAUGGAUCCCUUCGUGGACCUGGCCAUCACUAUCUGUAUCGUCCUCAACACCCUCUUCAUGGCCAUGGAGCACUACCCAAUGACGACCGACUUUGAGGACAUGCUGUCUGUAGGCAAUCUGGUGUUCACAGGGAUCUUUGCAGGGGAGAUGCUUUUCAAGCUUGUGGCUAUGGAUCCGUACUACUAUUUCCAGGAGGCCUGGAACUGUUUUGAUGGAUUCAUCGUGACGCUGAGUUUAGUGGAGCUGGCUCUGGCUGAUGUUGAAGGCCUCUCUGUGCUGCGGUCAUUCCGAUUGCUGAGGGUGUUUAAGCUGGCCAAGUCCUGGCCGACGCUCAACAUGCUGAUCAAGAUCAUUGGUAACUCAGUGGGAGCCCUGGGAAACCUGACUCUGGUGCUGGCCAUCAUCGUCUUCAUCUUUGCCGUGGUGGGCAUGCAGCUGUUUGGAAAGAGCUACAAAGACUGUGUGUGUAAGAUUGCUCCUGACUGUACGCUGCCUCGCUGGCACAUGAAUGAUUUCUUCCACUCGUUCCUGAUCGUCUUCCGGGUGCUGUGUGGCGAGUGGAUUGAGACCAUGUGGGACUGCAUGGAGGUGGCGGGGCAGGGAAUGUGCCUCAUUGUGUUCAUGAUGGUCAUGGUCAUCGGUAACCUGGUGGUGUUGAAUCUGUUCCUUGCCUUGCUGCUGAGCUCGUUCAGCGCCGACAACUUGGCUGCAACAGAUGACGACGGCGAGCCUAACAACCUCCAAAUUUCCGUCAUGCGCAUUAAGAAGGGAAUUGCGUGGAUAAAGGCCAAGAUGCGCAUACUUGUGGCAAGUCUGGUGCGGAAGCCUCCCAUGGAGGACGAGCAGAAGCCUCUGGAGGACAUGUGUGACACCAAGGUGAACUACAUUGGCAAUCACACAGGGGUCGACAUCAAGCGGGACCUGGAUUACGCCAAGAACGGAAAUGGGACCACCAGCGGCAUCGGCAGCAGCGUGGGCAAGUACAUGAUUGAUGAGGACCACAUGUCGUUCAUCCACAACCCCAAUCUGACGGUCUGCGUGCCCAUCGCUGUUGGAGAGUCCGACUUUGAGAACCUCAACACAGAAGAUUUCAGCAGCGAGUCAGACAUAGAGAACAGCAAAGAGCUGGACGAGACCAGCUCUUCAGAGGGCAGCACCAUCGACAUCAAGCCGGACGUAGAAGAGGUGGUUGUGGUGGAGACGGUGGAGGAAUACAUGGAACCAGAGGCAUGCUGGACAGAUGGCUGCGUGGCCAAAUAUAAAUGCUGCGACGUUGACAUCACAAUGGGCUGGGGGAAGAACUGGUGGUUCCUGAGGAAAACUUGCUACCUGAUUGUGGAGCACAACUGGUUUGAGACCCUCAUCAUCUUCAUGAUCCUCCUCAGUAGUGGUGCCCUGGCCUUCGAGGAUGUGUACAUUGAGCAGAGGAAGACGAUUCGGAUAAUUUUGGAGUACGCGGACAGGGUUUUCACCUACAUCUUCAUCCUGGAGAUGUUGCUGAAGUGGGUGGCCUAUGGUUUUGUCAAGUAUUUCACCAACGCUUGGUGCUGGCUGGACUUCUUCAUUGUGGAUGUGUCUAUAGUCAGCCUUGUAGCUAAUGCGCUGGGCUACUCCGAUCUAGGGCCCAUUAAAUCACUCAGGACACUAAGGGCCUUGAGACCCCUCAGAGCCUUGUCACGUUUUGAAGGGAUGAGGGUGGUAGUCAACGCCUUGGUGGGCGCCAUCCCUUCCAUUAUGAAUGUGUUGCUGGUUUGCCUCAUCUUUUGGCUGAUUUUCAGUAUCAUGGGGGUCAACUUGUUUGCGGGCAAGUACUACUUCUGUUUCAAUGAGACAGCAGAGGAAUACUUUGAUGUUGAAGUUGUCAACAACAAGACCCAGUGUGAGGCGCUUAUUAGUAUGAACCACACUGAGGUCAGGUGGAAGAAUGUCAAGAUCAACUUUGACAAUGUGGGUGCCGGCUACCUCGCCUUGUUGCAAGUGGCCACAUUCAAAGGUUGGAUGGACAUUAUGUAUGCUGCUGUGGAUUCCAGAGAGGUGGAGGACCAGCCCGCAUACGAAGUUAAUAUCUACAUGUACAUCUACUUCGUUGUCUUCAUCAUAUUCGGGUCCUUCUUUACCCUCAACCUCUUCAUUGGUGUGAUCAUUGACAACUUCAACCAGCAGAAGAAAAAGUUUGGAGGUCAGGAUAUCUUCAUGACUGAAGAGCAGAAGAAGUACUACAACGCCAUGAAAAAAUUGGGCUCUAAAAAGCCACAAAAGCCCAUUCCUCGACCACAAAACAAGGUCCAGGGGUUGGUGUUUGACUUUGUGACGCAGCAGGUCUUUGACAUCUCCAUCAUGAUACUGAUCUGCCUCAACAUGGUCACAAUGAUGGUGGAAACAGACGACCAGUCGGAACAAACAGAGACGGUUCUCUACUGGGUCAACUUCAUCUUUAUUGUGGUCUUCACCACUGAGUUCUUGCUCAAGCUCUUCGCGCUACGGCACUAUUAUUUCACCAAUGGCUGGAAUAUCUUCGAUGUUGUGGUUGUCAUCCUGUCCAUUGUCGGUAUGUUCCUGGCUGACAUCAUUGAGAAGUACUUUGUGUCGCCAACCUUGUUCAGGGUCAUCAGACUGGCUCGCAUUGGCCGGAUCCUGCGUCUGAUCAAAGGAGCUAAAGGCAUUCGGACUUUGCUCUUCGCACUGAUGAUGUCCUUGCCGGCCUUAUUCAACAUCGGCCUGCUGCUCUUCCUGGUCAUGUUCAUCUUCUCCAUCUUUGGCAUGUCCAACUUCGGUUAUGUGAAGCACGGAGCGGGCAUCGAUGACCUGUACAACUUCGAAACCUUCGGCAACAGCAUGAUCAUCCUGUUCAUGAUCACCACGUCGGCCGGCUGGGACGGCUUGUUGCUGCCGAUCCUCAACUACCCACCGGACUGCGACCCCAACUUGGAGAACCCCGGUACUUCAGUGAAGGGCGACUGUGGGAAUCCCUCAGUGGGGAUUUUCUUUUUUGUCAUGUACAUUAUUAUUUCUUUCCUGAUUGUGGUUAACAUGUACAUUGCCAUCAUUCUGGAGAACUUCAGCGUGGCCACUGAGGAAAGUGCCGAUCCACUCAGUGAAGACGACUUUGAGACCUUCUACGAGAUCUGGGAGAAGUUUGAUCCUACUGCCUCCCAGUUCAUUAGUUUUGCCAAGCUGCCUGACUUUGCAGACGCUUUGGAGCACCCGCUUCGAGUGCCAAAGCCCAACACUAUAGAGCUGAUCGCCAUGGACAUGCCUAUGGUGAGUGGCGAUCGCAUUCACUGCCUCGACAUCCUGUUUGCCUUCACAAAGCGUGUGCUGGGCGACAGCGGCGAGCUGGACAUGCUCAGGACGCAGAUGGAGGAGCGCUUCGUGGCCGCCAACCCGUCCAAGGUGUCCUACGAGCCCAUCACCACAACGCUGCGCCGAAAACAGGAGGACGUCUCUGCCAGAAUCAUCCAGAACGCCUACCGCGCCCACCUCAUCAGGCGCGGCAUCAUCUUUAAGCGCCACAUUUUAUCUAGUAAUAAGCUGGAGAACGGCGGGACCAACCAGGACAAGAAGGAGAGCACGCCGUCCACGGCCUCUCUCCCUUCUUACGACAGCGUGACCAAACCUGACAAGGAGAAGCAGGACAAAAGCAAGGAGGACUGGGCCAAGAAAGAGAAGGACAAAAACCAGAAAGAUGAGUGGGAAUCCAAGUGUUAGGAUCCAGUGACUUCAAAAUCGUGAUUUAAACACAAUGAGAACAGACUCUGGGCCCAGUCACCCAACAAAUGUAGAAAAACCAUUUGCAAGUAAGAUUAAAACCAAGAAAAAAAAAAAAACACAAAAAUGUUUACAUACUCAAAUACGACUGAGGCAAUGUGGUUUCCUAUGUUGUCAAAGACAGCUGAACCAAAUGCAAUCAGUUGACUGUGGGACUUCUGCUGCACAGCGACCAAGUUCAUAGAAAUGAGGAGUAAACACGAAAACACAGGAACUCACACAUUUCUUUGGGGGACCAACUACCACAGAACCCACCGCUCGACGUCUGGAGCGUUGCAAAUCUCCUGCCAACACCGAGUGUGGAUUAGCCCCGCUGCAAAGCUCCGGCACCGUGGGACUGGAUCGCACAGAUCCCGACAAAACUGUGUCAGCAUUCUAAAGGAGAGUCUGUACCUCCUGAGUUCACCAUCUUUGUCAAGAAGAAGAGCAUAAUCACCCUGAGGAAGUUUAGCUUUUUGACAGAUGCACUAGAGGGGGGAGGCGAUAAAGAGUUUUAUUUUUCAUUUGUUUGAGUAAACGUGCAUCUUCACCUUAUUUGAGCAGCAAAAAAAAACAAAAAAAAAAACACAAAAAAACAACAAUAAGAUAACAUUUAGCCCAUGUCACUGGUCUUUUCAUCUUCUCUUUGUAAUACUGAUGCAGAAAUAGACGUUUUCUAACAUGGGCUCUCACGCUGGAAUGGGUACGGGUCACUAGUCGGUGUCAUUAGAAAACUCGCUCAGAUGGAGUUCCAGAUAAAAAAAUUAUUUGUGUGCUCGUUAAAUGCAUAGAAAUAACUUGCAUGAAGGCAUGUUUUGAUCAGGACUCAUGCAUGAGUAAUCAUAGUCCACAAGACACUAAUUGUCAGACCACCGCAGUGGCUCGGUGAAACGAAGGAGGCUGUCCGCCGAGGAAGUCAGGAGAAGGCGUGAAGGAAAAAUGGAGCUAUAGGAAAUAUUGUUGAAUUUCUAACUGACGACAGGAUUUAUUUCAGCCUUUAAUGAAGUGAACAUGGGAAUAGUUAAUGCAGGCGCUAAGAGCCACAAUCUCAGCCGGAGUCUCUGACUGUUGACAGCGUUGAAAGGAGUAGGCAGAAUCUCCUCAUGUUGAGGCUGCACAACACUCGGAAAGACAUUUAAGCAGUUCUGAUUAAAUCUGAGGAUUUCUUGGUGAACUUACUGCCAUUUAAACUGUCUCUUUCCUCACUUACCUCUGGUCCACGACACAAAGAUGAGAGCGGGGGAAGUUUCACGCCAAGGAAUCCAGAAUCCAUUGUGCUUAUAUAUCGGUAGGUGUCCCAUCUGUUGCGGAGGGAUCAGAUAUAAGAUUUAAAAUUUUGGUUUGGUUGCUUUCUUUUCCUUUUUGUGUUCUUAUUUCAAGGUAAGGGGAAGGACUGAAAACUGUGUUGAGGCAAAAGCAUUGGGUAGUAAUUUCACUGAGCAACUUCCCCUACAGAUAAUCUUUUUUUACUAUGCGAGUUCAGCGUAAGAUUGUCCUUGGGAUGCCUGUUUCAGGCAGUGCUUUUUAGAAGUUUGAGUUGUCAGCUUUAGAAAUUUUCGAAAAGGCCUUUAAGUCUCUUACUGAUGUUCAAGUGAUGCAAUCUUUCCCAAAAAAAAAAGGCUUAUGAUCAGUAAAAGUGAUAUCUGACACAGCAGAGGUAGCAAAAAAUUAAUGCAGGGACACGUCUUGUUGUGCUUAGCGUGCAUGGAAGGUGUGGACUGGAAGGGACUGUGGGGUUUCAGGGAGGCGGGAUGGGCGAAAAAUACCAGUGUAAAUGUGGACCAAAACGUAGAGCGAGGCCCUCCCUUCAGUGUUUUUGACUGACUGCCAUAAGAACAAGAGGUAAACGCGAGAGGAGGAGGCGGUAAAGGUGCUUUAGUCUGAGCUCGGAGUGCUGAAAGUCCCAUGUUUGUCAGUGUAUCAUUGUGCUUCUGUGGGACCUCUUUGAACACUGUGUGGUCUUGCACCAUCUUGUCGCGAGCCUGCAGGCUUCCAAACACGUAUCACCUGCCUAAAACCAGAGACAGAGGUAGAGGAGAAGGAAAUUAUGAACAGACCUCACGUCGAAGCAGCUAUGUUGUCUAAAUAAGCUUUGUGGGUGUUUUUCACAAUAAAUUAUAAACGGAGGCUUCGCCUACUGCCUCCGUAAAUGUCCUGCCACUCAUUUUCUGUGCAGCAGAAAUGGUCCUAUAUCUUCGCGGAUGAUCGGACGUAAAUCUGGCAUCCAGCGUCACACCACUGUUGCCAUUUGGUGUGCUUAACACUGCCUGUACCAACGUACCCCCCACCCCCAUACAACAGUGAAUGAGGUCUGUUUACAAUACGAGGUCUCUGAACCAGUUUGGCGGCUGCAUACUGAAACCAAAUACAUUCCCAAUGAGAACCACGAGAGGAGCGAGAACAGUCAUCCAAACUUUACCCAUGUUCAUCUUGGAUGUCAUAUUUUAGAGUUAUAUACAUUCACGUUUAAAAAAAAAAACUAUUAAAAAAGAAAAAAAACAUAUAAAAGAAAAAACAUGUGUACAUGUACAGUGCAGGCUACGAUGUAAAUGGCACAAUCGCUGAAAAAGAAAGAACUUUUUGAGAGAAGCUAUAAAUAUUGUAUUAUAUGGUUUUAUUUUAAUGGCAUGCUCUGUUGUGUUUUUUGUAAAUACAGAAUUUUAAAAAUGUUACUAUUAAUAAUCAAAAAGUGAAUAAUAACAAUAAUAUAGAAUGGCUUCCAGCUAUGCCCUUUGUCACAUUUGUUACUUUUGGAUUUUUUGAGACACUUUUCACUUUGUUGACGGAAACUGAAUGAAAUACAUAGAUAUUAUAUAAUACAAAAGAUAUAUACAUGUAUACAUAUGUGUCUAUAUGUAUAUACAUGAAACAGGAGAACACUGUCACUUUUGAUUUAUGUGCAACACGUUCACGUGGAUGUCUAAAAGAAGAAGAAGAAAAAAACAUACUGGUUGUUUCCAGCACUCUUUUCAAUGUUGGGAAAAAUAGCUCAUGUGCAAUGUUACUGGAUGUAGCCCGAUCAUGACUUUAAAAGGAUAUUGUUACCAGCACAUUUCUCACCUAACUGUUGUAUCGAUCACAUUCAGAGUACACGUGCCACUCCUACAGCCACACAGACACACUCUGAGGAAACUCUAUUCACUGCCCACCAGUUUUACAGGUGAUCUUUUUCCAGACGGACGUCAGUGAGUGUCACCGACUGCUUCUGACAUACUAUGACACUGCCACCACCUAAACACACACACACAUACACACGAGUGCCAUUGCAGCUCAACACACCUCGGACCAUUUUCUCAUCGUCACUCUCCUUUUGUUGAACGGUUCGUUUCACGUGUUCCACUCUAUGGCAUGUGCCUUUUUUCUGCUUUUUCUGCUAAUUUGGAUGUCAAAGCCACGAUGAAGAAAAAACAAGCAAUGAAAAACCUGUAUCUAAAUUGAAGAGGGUGGGGAUUUUUAUUUUUUGGGGAGGGUUGAUUAAUCAGGGAUGGGAGGUCAGGUGUGUACGCGGAGGAUCUUCCAGAAACCCAGCUCCAUCCUACUAUUUACCAGUGUGUGAUGUUAACGGAAAAUAAAAAACUAAAAAACCCGGCUAACUUGAAAAAUAAAAAAACGUCCUGUUCUUAGUGCUAUACGUGUCACUCACUUGGCUUGUGAAAAAGCAGCUUGCCUUCUGUAUUUUUGGUUUGAUUUCUGCCGUAUUUCUGUUUCCAUCUGAAAUUUAUUUUUGUAUCAAUACUUGAUUAUAGGAAUUAUUCUUUAUUUUUAGCAUGGUUUAUUAUGAGCUUUUUUUUUCUUUCUUUUUGCUGAAAAAAAAUUAUUAAAAAAGUGCUUUUCAAACUGUUAUCAUUUGACACCGUGACAAAAGAGGAUAUACAGUACAAUACGAUGGUGUGUUGCACAACCACUUGGACUCUUGGUUUAGAAUAUAUGAAAGAUUGUCUUCAUUUGAGCACGAAACUUUUUAUUACUAAUAAAGCAGCCUUCCAGUUA